AUGGUGGAAGUCAAAUAUAUGGGUGAAUAUGACUACAUACCCUCAGUACCAGCAGCCGUGACAUUCAUUGUCCUAUUCGGAAUAUCAACCCUCCUGCAUUGUUGGCAAAUGUUCCGUGGUCGGACAUGGUUCUUCAUUGCUUUUAUAUUAGGAGGAAUAUGUGAGUACCAACUCGAUCGUGUGAUCUCUUCCAACGAAUACCCGAAAUAUACCAUUCCUCCUCUUGCCAUACAAGCCAUUUUCGUCCUCGUCGCGCCGUCACUGCUUGCUGCAAGUAUUUAUAUGGAACUUGGCCGCAUCAUGAUUGUCACCGGCGGAGAGCACUUGUCACCAAUCCGACGCUCGUGGUUGACGAAAAUCUUUGUGGUGGGAGAUGUGAUAUCCUUUUUUGUCCAGGCAGGAGGAGCCGGAAUGCUCGUCAAAGCCAGCACAGCAGCAAAAGGCGGAAGUGUGAUUAAAGUCGGCUUGAUCAUCCAAAUUAUCUUUUUUGGACUCUUCAUCAUCACCAGCAUAAUUUUCCACGUCAAGCUUGUGAAAAACGGGUCAAGGGUGCUACAGCAGCACCAUGUCCCCUGGAAGAAACACCAGACCGUGUUAUACAUCGGUAGUCUGCUCAUUUUCGUCCGUUCCAUCUUCCGGUACAUCGAGUACAACCAGGGAAGUAGCGGGGCAUUGCUCCAGCAAGAAUUCUGGAGUUACAUUUUCGAUGCCGCUCUUAUGCUGCUGGUAAUGAUCGCGUUUAACGUGGUGCAUCCCGCGGAGAUUAGCAGAUUGAUGGAAGAGAGAAAAGGCGAAUAUGGGAUGGAGCUGAUUGGAUGA
This is a messenger RNA of Penicillium concentricum, 819 nucleotides long. Its product is annotated as RTA1 domain-containing protein. The coding region runs from base 1 to 819 and encodes 272 amino acids. The transcript is spliced from 3 exons. Gene Ontology annotation, cellular component: membrane. Lineage: Eukaryota; Fungi; Ascomycota; Eurotiomycetes; Eurotiales; Aspergillaceae. The record is from RefSeq and is a predicted model, not a curated record.